This is a messenger RNA of Diabrotica virgifera virgifera (western corn rootworm), 1087 nucleotides long. Its product is annotated as synaptotagmin-15-like. Gene Ontology annotation, molecular function: clathrin binding; calcium ion binding; syntaxin binding. NCBI's taxonomy places the organism in Eukaryota, Metazoa, Arthropoda, Insecta, Coleoptera, Chrysomelidae. Gene Ontology annotation, biological process: regulation of calcium ion-dependent exocytosis; regulation of dopamine secretion; cellular response to calcium ion. The transcript has 7 exons. The record is from RefSeq and is a predicted model, not a curated record. Bases 1 to 924 code for a protein of 307 amino acids. Gene Ontology annotation, cellular component: membrane.
AUGGCGAUAGGUUGCUAUGGCUUGGGCGUAAUCGAACCAGCUCUUUACAAAAGCACGCUUGAUUUAGACGAGAUCCAAUGGCCAGAGGGACAUAUAGGCAGAUUAUGGUUUUCACUUCGAUACGAACCUUCAACUGAAAAAUUAUUGGUCUCUCUUUUGAAAGCCAAGAAUUUGCCGUCAAGAACUAUUGGAACAGUCAACAGUUGUGAUCCAUUUGUGAGGUUAUAUCUGAUGCCGGACGAAAGAAGAUAUCUACAAUCAAGACAAAAAAAGAAAACCUGUAAUCCAUACUUUGAUGAGACCCUGGUAUUUCAGGUGUCCCCUAAAGAUAUGGCUGACCACACUUUGAAGCUGACAAUUAUAGACGGGGGUCGAACAAAAAAGAAGGCAGAGAUAGGUCACAUAACGUUUCCAUUAAAAGAUUUAGAAAUAGGAGAUGGUUUAGAACAACAGCUAUUUAAGAUGGACUUGGAGAAGGAAGCUCCAGAAUACAAGACUGAUUUAGGAGAAUUGCUGAUUUCUCUGGUAUACAACGAGAACAUUAGUAGGCUAACGGCAACGGUAAUCGAAGCCAGGAGGCUCAAGUUUGUAGGCGACAAACACGAAGCCUACGUCCGGUUAACCCUCAGCCACCAUUACAAAACAGUCAAAGAGAAGAGAACAGAAGUCGCGAAAUGCUCAAGCGACAGGACUGUGACCUUUAUAGAAGGCUUCAACUUCAAAAUAGGAGCUUCACAAGUGGAGACCACUAGCCUAGCGUUCCAUAUAUUUCAAUCGACGAGUGGUUACGGUAGGGACAAACUUAUUGGAAAAUGUGUAUUGGGUUCCUACAUGUUUGCCAGAGGAAAGGCGCUUAUCCAAUGGAACACUGCGUUUGCCAAUCCCAUGGAGCAAUGUCAACAGUGGCAGCCUUUAUCUGAAUAGUUUCUCAAGCCUUUAGAUUUAUUCCAAAUUUUAGGGUUUUUCCCUAAAAUAAACAAAUUAUUUUAUUUCUAACAUUUAGAACCCAAGAGGAAGACAUGGUACCAUUUUUAUAAUAAGUACUAUUAUGUUUUAGAAUAAUUUUAGACAUUAUUUUACUUUUCUG